Messenger RNA from Lotus japonicus, 1239 nucleotides. Its product is annotated as zinc-finger homeodomain protein 1-like. The transcript has 2 exons. The coding region runs from base 120 to 881 and encodes 253 amino acids. Gene Ontology annotation, cellular component: nucleus. Gene Ontology annotation, molecular function: DNA-binding transcription factor activity; transcription cis-regulatory region binding. Lineage: Eukaryota; Viridiplantae; Streptophyta; Magnoliopsida; Fabales; Fabaceae. The record is from RefSeq and is a predicted model, not a curated record. Gene Ontology annotation, biological process: regulation of developmental process; regulation of DNA-templated transcription.
GACACUUCAGAAAACAGAGAACCGCAAAAAAGUUAUAUGAAGCCACACCUUUCGACAAAGAAAGCACAGCUUCAACAACAGUGAGAACAAGCAGAGAGAGAAAGAGUGUAUAGACAGAAAUGGAGUUUGAAGAUCAAGAGGAGCAAGAGGAAGAGCUCUGUAUGGCCACAGCACCGAGCUACGACUCACUCACUCACCCUUCCCGAGUUAAGAUGCCAGGUGGCGGUGCAGAACCCAUCAUGGCUCACCCUCUCAGAAACAACAGCAGCAACAACGGCGCCGCCAAGGGGAGAUACAGGGAGUGCCUGAAGAACCACGCUGUUGGCAUCGGCGGCCACGCACUUGAUGGUUGUGGCGAGUUUAUGCCGGCGGGGAGUGAAGGCACGCUGGAUGCGCUUAAAUGCGCCGCCUGCAACUGCCACCGCAACUUCCACCGCCGGGAGAAUGACUCGUCCAACUCCCCUGGAGACGGUGGACAGUUUCUGCUGACUCACCUCCCCCAUGUUCCACCUCCGCCGCCGCAGUUCCAGGCGUACUAUGGCCGGGGUCCGGCGGGGUAUUUACAUAUGUCGGGGCAGCACAGGGUGGGUGCGGGUACGCUGGCGCUGCCGUCGAUCUCCGGUGGUGGUGGGCCCCGGGAGGAUCAGGAGGAUAUUUCGAACCUGAGUGCAGGUGGGGGAUCUUCAAAGAAGAGGUUCAGGACCAAGUUCACACAGGAACAGAGGGAUAAGAUGCUGGAUUUGGCGGAGAGAUUGGGUUGGAGGAUUCAGAAGCAUGAUGAAGGUGUGGUCCAGGAUUUCUGUAAUGAAACUGGUGUCAAGCGUCAUGUUCUCAAGGUUUGGAUGCAUAACAACAAGCACACUCUUGGUAAGAAGCCCUAGAAAAAUCAAACCCACAAAAAAAAUUGGGGUUGUGCUUCUUUGUUUCUUACUCUCACUCUUAUGAUCCAUCCUCCUGUUUUGUGCUAUUCAGCUGCAUCAAGUGUUGACAGGAUUAAUUAACUUUAAUUUCUCUCAUUAUCUAAGGGUAAUGUAUAUUGGUUAAGUAUUAGUUUAAUUAAGUUCAAUGGUGGGUAAUUCAUUAGGGUUUCUUUCUUUUUUAUUCUUCUCCUUUAAAGGUUGUGGCUAUCAUGCUGAUUGUGUCAAUGUAGGUGAGGAUGCUUCAAUUAGAGGACAUUAGUGUUGAUGAACUAAUUUUAUUUUAUUUAAGUAUGGUACCAAAAUCAGACUUUGAUUAUCA